GGGGAAGCCUCUGGCGGUACUUUCAGUACUUUCAGUUCGCCGAGUUUGCUGUAUUUCCACUGGCUUUCGGUCUGGCUUUCGGUCAAGACGAUCGAAUACAUAGUAGUUGAUAUAUUGAACGUUGAACGUUUGAAUGCCCACUGCUUGCACUGAUCAUCACAAAGUUCCAAACGGAAUUCAAAGUGUUGCGUCAAUGCCACCUCUAAACAUCGUGGACUGUCAUCCUACCAGCUCUGGACCGUUGUCCUACCACUCACCACUCCCACAUCCGCUCGCACGUCCCUCUCGCUCAAUGCCACCUCUAAACAUCGUGGACUGUUGUCCUACCAGCUCUGGACCGUCGUCCUUGUCGUCCUACCACUCACCACUCCCACAUCCGCUCGCACAUCCCUCUCACCGCUCGCACUCACCUCACACAUCCGCUCGCACUCAACCAUGGUGCAUUGUUCAAUGUGUCACCCGCCUUCGGAUUUUUGAUGCGGCGCACUUCACAGCGGCGACCCGCAUGGCCUUGGUAAUGUUUUCUGCCUGCUUGAAGGUGCUCGUGUGUUUGUACAUGUCUCGGAUCAUGCCUGGCUGGAAGCCUGAGCGGUUUGCAAGUCUCACCACUUUCUCUUCGAAGCUGAACUGCGUGAACUGUGCGAUAUCCACAGUGUGGAUUUGAGGGUCUAUGUGAGGAAUCCUGGUGUUGGCCUCCAAGCUGCUGUUGAUGGUGACAGCUUUCUCGGUAUCUUCGAUCUUGCUUGUCUGGCCAGCGCCAGCACCCGUUUUCGAGGAAGUAUGCAAGUGUGGGGUCAUUGAGUAUAUUACUGUGUACUAGCUCUCAUUAGCUUGAAUUUGCUUCCCUGAAUGGACGAUA
Molecule: messenger RNA, 859 nt
Organism: Suillus discolor
Lineage: Eukaryota; Fungi; Basidiomycota; Agaricomycetes; Boletales; Suillaceae
Exons: 6
Coding region: 134-664 (176 amino acids)
Source: RefSeq, a predicted model, not a curated record